Torulaspora globosa is the source of this 1398-nucleotide messenger RNA. RefSeq names its product alpha-factor pheromone receptor STE2 (gene STE2). Gene Ontology annotation, cellular component: membrane; G protein-coupled receptor homodimeric complex. Gene Ontology annotation, biological process: G protein-coupled receptor signaling pathway. Bases 1 to 1398 code for a protein of 465 amino acids. The record is from RefSeq and is a predicted model, not a curated record. Gene Ontology annotation, molecular function: mating-type factor pheromone receptor activity; pheromone binding. The transcript has a single exon. NCBI's taxonomy places the organism in Eukaryota, Fungi, Ascomycota, Saccharomycetes, Saccharomycetales, Saccharomycetaceae.
AUGUCGGCCUCUGAUCAGGGAUUGAGCGAGCUGGCCACCAAUGCCAGCUACGAUCCGCUUGAAAGCUAUAUAACGUUCACGUCUGUGUACGGCGAAGAUACUGCCGUGAAAUUCGCCAAUGUCCAAAACCUGGUCAACGAGACUUUGAACCAGGCAAUUGUGUUCGGUACAAGAUGUGGUGCUGCGAUCGUGACACUGAUUAUGAUGUGGAUGAUAUCGAAAAACCGGAAAACUCCGGUUUUCAUCAUUAACCAAGUUUCUUUGACGCUAGUUCUGAUAUCCUCUGCGCUGUAUUUCAGAUAUCUGUUGUCUGGGUUUGGAUCGAUUACAUACGCACUGACGGGAUUCCCGCAACUGAUUAGUGCUAGCGACUUGCGUGCUUUUGCGGCAAGCAACAUAGUUCAGGUUCUGCUGGUGGCGUCGAUCGAGGCCUCGCUGAUCUUCCAGGUCAAGGUUGUGUUCACCGGGGAAAAGCUCAGAAGGGUCGGGCUACUAUUGACUUCAAUCUCGGUGGCUCUUGGGCUCGCUACCGUUGCAAUGUACUUUGCCACUGCGAUAAGAUCAAUCAUUUCGCUUUACAAGGAUUUGGGGAAGACUUCAGAUACUUUUUACAACGUCUCGCUAAUUUUGCUUGCCUCGUCUAUUAACUUUAUGACGUUGAUCCUGGUCGUAAAGUUGAUUUUAGCGAUUCGAUCCAGAAGAUUCCUCGGGUUGAAGCAGUUUGACAGUUUCCACAUCCUGCUCAUUGUGUCUUGUCAGACAUUAUUGAUCCCCUCUAUCCUCUUCAUUUUGGCUUACGCCCUGCCUAAAAGUGGGAGUACAGACGUCCUGAUCAGUGUGGCGAUACUUGUGGUGGUGCUCUCCUUACCUCUGUCUUCAAUGUGGGCCAGCGCAGCAAAUAACUUCUCCAAUGCCAAUACAAGCCCUCCAGAAUUCUCCUCAGGUAGCUCAGGUUAUUAUACAAAGGGAACAGCAAGCUUGUAUUCGGAGAGCGGAGACGAAGAAGGUAGGAAAGGCAUUAGGCAGGUCCUUUAUGCCAGGUCUCGCAGGAAAAGCAGUGGACAUGGUUUAUCUGACGUCGACAGCAGUAUGUUUGCUGAUCUUUCAAAACCUGUGACGCAUGAUGGAACUGAUAGUGUGCAAUAUAUGAAAGCUCAAUCAGAUGACACUCCAACCAAGAAAACAGACCCAGUCGUUACUUUGUACACUCCCAACACAACGAUCGAGGAAGAUGAGAGAAAGUUUUGGGCUGGUGAUUACGCCAGCUCCAGUAAUGAGAAUACACCUGUAAAGAAAUCAACCAAUGAAAAUAUGAAUAUUCCACCCUAUCUUCUGCGUUAUGAUGACAGUAGUUGUGAGGGUAUCGAAGGGACAAAAAAGAUCUCACUUAAAAAGUAG